AUGAAGAACAACAAAAGUAAAGGGGGAAAUAAAAAGAAAGUCCAAACGGCAAAGGGCGGGGGUAUUACUACCCAUGGGAAUUCGGACUCCCCAAAAAUUGCCCUCCAAAAUGGGGGUGGUAAAGACAAGCAGAAAGGGGAAGCCAUAGAAGGCUCCCAUGAAAAGGUAACUCAACAGGAAGAUCGAAACAAACCUUCCGAUGGUCAUCAAACUACAGAUAACAAUUUUGAAGGGGCUAAAAUGAUAAGCGCCAGCCCGUCCUCCGUGUGUGCACCUAUGCAGGUUCGCCCCUCAGGGAAAAAGGUGGAAUACCCCAAAAAGGAAAGCAAUAGGAAGAAGCCACAAAAAGGGAAAACGAUCAUCAAAAAGGGUGCCCCUUCCUCGGGUGAUAUAAAUAUAGAGAGUGAAAAACAAAGCAGUAAUAACAAAAAAAGGAAUAAACCGACCACUGGGGAAGACAGCAAAAAGGGGUUGAAAAAAGAGAUGCAUGAGGAAGAAAAAAAGACGAAAGGGGAGACUGCAUACGAAGUACCCCCCACUAAGGAACAACCCACCAUAGGGAAAGACUUAGCGCAAAGUAGUGGAGAAAAAGAAGCCGCAAUCAUCUCACCAGAUCACCAAAUAUUGGAGAGUGAAUCAGGUAAAAAGUGUGAGGACCCCCACGUGGAUUCCGAAAAUGCCAAUGGAGUGAAAACAAAUGCAAAUAAAAAGAGGAAAAUAAGCAAAAAAGGCGAAGUGGACGGGCAAAACGAAACGAGCAGUCAGUGCGAAAAAAAGGACGGACAAGCAGUCACUUCACAGCCUGACACGAUCAAUGAAGAAGGUAAGGCCCCCCCCGAGACAACCACCUUGAUCGAAAAAAAAAGCCAAAAAACUGCCUGCAAAAGCGACGCGGCAAAUAAACCAAAAGGAGCAAAAAUUACCCUCAGCGAAGAAGAAACAAAAGAAAAAAUUUACAAAUAUAUGAAGCAAACGAAUAGACCCUACUCAGUUAUUAAUGUGUACGACAACCUACACGGCACCAUCAGCAAAAACGUUGUCCAAAAAUUAAUGGACGAAUUGAGUACAGAAAAAAAACUCCAAUGUAAGGAGUAUGGGAAAGCCAAAGUAUAUCUGGUCAAUCAAAGGGAAUUUAAAAGCCUAAAUAUGCAGGAAAUGGAAAAAUUAAAAAAGGACAUUGAAGGGAUGAGAGAGCAAACCGAAGUAGCCAAAAAUAAUUUUAACCAUUUUGCUAAAAUAAAAAAAAAGGUCACUCAAGAUUUAGAGCUAGUAGAAAAUGUGGAUAAAUACAAAAAGGAAUUUCACCUAGUGGAGGAAGAAAUAAAAAUGUACCAAGAGGCAAACAAAGCAUGCAAGCUAACUGCAGACGAAAUUGACCUGAUUAAAAAGAAACAUGGCUACUUACACGCUAUGUGGCUUAAGAGGAAAAACCUCUGCGUGGAAAUAAUUAAGUGCGUUGCCACUGUAACGGAUAAGGACACCAAGGGCGUCAUCUUCCACUUGGGCAUCGACGUCGACGAGGACGUGGUCCCGCUCAGCUUGUACUCCUAG
Plasmodium coatneyi is the source of this 1551-nucleotide messenger RNA. Its product is annotated as Tat binding protein 1(TBP-1)-interacting protein. Gene Ontology annotation, biological process: meiotic strand invasion involved in reciprocal meiotic recombination; meiotic joint molecule formation; homologous chromosome pairing at meiosis. Gene Ontology annotation, molecular function: double-stranded DNA binding; recombinase activator activity. Gene Ontology annotation, cellular component: condensed nuclear chromosome; DNA recombinase auxiliary factor complex. NCBI's taxonomy places the organism in Eukaryota, Apicomplexa, Aconoidasida, Haemosporida, Plasmodiidae. The record is from RefSeq and is a predicted model, not a curated record. The transcript has a single exon. The coding region runs from base 1 to 1551 and encodes 516 amino acids.